Corythoichthys intestinalis (scribbled pipefish) is the source of this 5834-nucleotide messenger RNA. RefSeq names its product syndecan 3 (gene sdc3). The record is from RefSeq and is a predicted model, not a curated record. Gene Ontology annotation, cellular component: cell surface; membrane. The transcript is spliced from 5 exons. Lineage: Eukaryota; Metazoa; Chordata; Actinopteri; Syngnathiformes; Syngnathidae. Gene Ontology annotation, biological process: cell migration. The coding region runs from base 322 to 1632 and encodes 436 amino acids.
GCUCGACUAGCGGUUCCAGGCGGCGUCUCCUCUCCAUACGGAACAUCCUGCCUUCUUAGCGGCGAGGGGGGGAGGAGAUAGAGAGAAAGAGAGCCGGAGGGAGGCGAGACGAGCCACUAAAUCUGUCAGGAGCGAAGAGAGAGGCGGCCUGGAACUAAAAAGGGGAAGGGGGACCCUUUUCUCCUUCUUUUUUCCCCCCCCGUCUGGCGUGUGGAUUUGCAAGCCCCGGGGCCCGCGGCGAGCUCUGAAAGUUGGACCCCAGACGGCUUGGACGACCCCCCUCGAAGGAGGCAGCGGCGGCUACCACCACCGCGACCGAGCAUGAGGCUGCUGCCCGGGUUGCUGCUGCUGCUGCUGGCCGCUGUGCCGCGGGCUCACGUCGCCGCGCAGGGACAGACGUGGUCGCCCGUCGAUGACGAAGGCUCAACGGGAGACGAAUUCUACGAUGAUGAGGACCUCUACUCGGGAUCUGGCUCGGGAUUUCCUGACAUCAGCGUGAGGUCGACAUCAGUGUCCAUUUCCUUCACCACAGAACAACCCGUCCCCCAAUCCACCACUCAGGCCACCAGCCCCGCCCCAUCCGCCGCGCCCGCGGUGGAACCCAGCGCCGACCCGGACCCCGCCGUCGCCAUCACCAUCGCAGCUACCACGGCAACUGUCGUCGCUACCACGAAGGCCACCGCCGCCACCACCACCACCACCGCCGCCACCACCACCCUUCUGUCUACGGAAACAGAUGGCGAGAGCAGUGCAUUCUGGGAGCUGGAGCUAGAAAAGGAGAAGCAACUAGAAAGGGAGCGAGAACGGGAACGAGAGCGGGAGCGGGUCCGGGAGAUGGAGCGGCAACGGGAGCGUGAAAGAGAACGGGAGCGUGAAAGAGAACGGGAACGAGAACGGCAACGAGAGCGGGAGAGGGAACGCGAGCUGGAGCGCAUACGGGCCGCCGCCGCCAGAACCACCGCCUCCCCCAAAUCUUCACCGCCAGUCGCCGUAGUGACAACAGCAUCUCCCGCUGAAGAAGAAGAGGACGUGUACCUGUCGCCGGAGCCGACGUCGCUCUACCCCUCGUUAGACGCGGAGUCCACUACGGAGGAGGCGUCGACAACAAAUGUUCCCACCACCACCACCGCCCCGCCCACUACCACCCUGGCCACCACUCUCAAGUCCAGGUUCCCCUUCAGGCCCAGGGUUCCCGUGGCGACCACCACGCUGAAGGCACCCACAGAGAGAAGCACACGCCCGCCACUGCCAAAUGCCACACAGGCGCGCACAGAGGAGGGCAACAACGAGCUGGCCGCUGUCGGGCCCAGCGGGGACUUCGAGAUCCGUGAGGACCAGAGAAACGACCUGGGCCGGGGACUGGUGCCAGAGGAUCCGGAUCUGGUCGGCAACACGGUGGACGCCGGCAGCUCGGCCGCGCAGCUUCCGCAGAAGAACAUCCUAGAGAGGAAAGAAGUCUUGAUAGCUGUCAUCGUCGGCGGCGUGGUGGGCGCCCUGUUCGCCGCCUUCCUGGUCAUGCUCCUCGUCUACCGCAUGAAGAAGAAAGACGAAGGCAGCUACACACUGGAGGAGCCCAAGCAGGCCACCGUCACCUACCAGAAGCCGGACAAGCAGGAAGAGUUUUACGCGUAACGCCCGAACGCACCGUCACGACCGCCGCCAUGACGCCAAACCUCCUCUUCCUCUGCAUCGCUUUCCAUCCAUCCCCCUCUCUCUCUUCCUCUCGUCUGCCAACCACGAGAGCGCCUUUUUUUGCGGACUUCUUGGAACUUUCUUUUCAAUGAAAGCGUGGGGGAAAAGGGGACAAAAAAAAACAAACAAAAAGAAAAUAUUCUUUAAAAAAAAAAUAACACAUACACUUUUUUUUUUCCAAUGUUAUUAAUAUUCUCUUGUUCUGUAUGUGAUAUGAUUAUUUUGUAAGAAAAACAUCAAAACUAAACACGUUUGUGUGUUGGCGUUCAAAAAAAAAAACUAAACAAAAGGUACCCUUAAGUUUUUAAGCGAAAAAGUAAGAGAGGCGUCGGGGUACGGAAGAUUCCCGCUAUCUGAUUGGUCGCACAGAGCAGGAAGUCCAAAGGAAAGGUCUCGUCGGUGCCUUCCGUCCUUCCUCUCGCACGUCCGCUCUCUCUGCGCUCGUCCAAUCGGAACACGUUGCUGUACAAAGACAGUUGACUGAUAGUAAUAAUCCAUAAUAUAUCCAUCAAUGUUUUGGCCUGGGUCGUUGAAUUAUUACAAUAAUAAUAAUAAUAAUAAUAAUGCUGUAUUGAUAAUAAUACUUAAACAAGAGGAUGUGUAUUUAGCUGUUUAAAACAAAACAAAAAACUUUAUAUGUAAAUAUCAGCGUUAUCCUCUUCCGGCAUCGCUAAUCAUCUGCAUGAGUAUUUUUCUUUGUUUUUUAAUUUAUCUGUCAUCACUUUAGAUGAGCUGUGCUCUCGUCACACACACGCGCGCACACACACAAAAACUUCAUUUUCACUUCCUGUCUUGAUAUCGUUGUGUCUUUUCUACUUCCUGUCCUAACGUUCAACAUACAAAACGCACACGUGAACUGCAAUACUGUCGAUCGCAACGUCAUGGGUUGACAUCAGCCUGUUUUUUUUUUUUUAUCUAUUGUCGCUCGGUUUUGCACCCUUACCACCAUGUUUGCAUGACUUUCAUACCGCCUGUAGAGGAGGAGGGGGGGCAACAGGUUUGGAUUUGGGGUGGGGGGGUGCUUCUAUCUAAGAUUGUAAUCAUGCCAGUGCGACUGGGCUAGUAGCUUCUUAUACUCAGUACUGUAGAUACGGAAAAAAAAAAAACAUGCAUGGGAGUCAAACUAUACUUUUGUGUGUGUGUGUGUGUGUCUGUGUGUGUGUGUGUGUGGUGGUCGAAUGGGUGUUAACCUAAGUUCUCACUCUUCCACAGAUUGGUGGGACGCCUCAUUCACUGGUGUGUGCGUGAAUAUCUCGCCUGAAAAUGUCACUUUUAACUCAUUGGCUGCCAUUAAUGAAGAUAGACUCAUUCAAAACUCUAAGAAGGUUACUGUCAAAUUAACAAAUUACUGUAAAUAGAAUGACAUUUUGACUGGCGUUUUAUUGUGGUCUGAUGGUAGAGGUGAUGUCACCAGUUUUUGUUUGUCCCCUACUCCAAAUGGGGUUUAAACUAGUGGCGGUCGAGCGCACUGACCACUGAGCUAAUACCUGAAGCUAGCUUUCACUGCAAUCUCGUGCUUUUCAGUUCUUAGGAGUAAGGUUCUUCUAACCUUUUACACACACAUCACGUAGCUCAGCAGUCGGCACCCUCGACUGCCCCCACUCCAAUUGGGGUUUGAAUUUGUGGCAGUCGAGGGCACUGACUACUGAGGUAAUAGCCAAAGCUAGCCUUAGCUGCCAUCUUGUUCUUUUCAGUUCUUGAGUAAGGUACUUCUAAGCUUUUACACACACAUCACUUGCUCCAAAUGGUCGUUCAGCACCUCAGCAGUCAGCAACCUCGACUGCCCCCACUCCAAAUGGGGUUUGAACUCGUGGCGGUCGAGCGCACUGACUACUGCGCUAAUAGCCGAAGCUAGCUUUAGCUGCCAUCUUCUUCUACUCGGUUCUUGAGUAAGGUUCUUCUAUGCUUUUACACACAUAUCAGGUAGCUCAGCAGUCAGCACCCUCGACUGCCCCCACUCCAAAUGGGGUUUGAACUUGUGGCAGUUGAGCGCACUGACUACUGAGCUAAUAGCUAAAGCUAGCCUUAGCUGCCAGCUUGUUCUUUUCAGUUCGUGAGAAAGGUUCUUCCUCCAAAUGGUCUUCAGUAGUUUAGCAGUCAGCACCCUCGACACCCCCCACUCCAAAUGGGGUUUGAACUCGUGGCAGUCGAGUGCACUCACUACUGAGCUAAUAGCCAAAGCAAGCUUCUUCUUUUCAUUUCUUAGGAAUAAGGUUCUUCAGUAGCUCAGCAGUCUGCACCCUCGACAGCCCCCACUCCAAAUGGGGUUUGAACGCGUGGCAGUCAAGCGCACUGAUUACUGAGCUAAUAGCCGAAGCUAGCCUUAGCUGCCAUCUUGUUCUUUUCUGUUCUUGAGUAAGGUUCUUCCUCCAAAUAGUCUUCAGUAGCUCAGCAGUCAGCACCCUCGACAGCCCCCUCUCCAAAUGGAGUUUGAACUCAUUGCAGUCGAGCGCACUCACUACUGAGCUAAUAGCCAAAGCAAGCUUCUUCUUUUCAUUUCUGAGGAAUAAAGUUCUUUUAACCUUCUACACACACAUCACUUGCUCCAAAUGGUCUUCAGUAGCUCAGCAGUUAGCACCCUCGACAGCUCCCACUCCAAAUGGGGUUUGAACUCGUGGCAGUUCAGCGCACCAACUAUUGAGGUAAUAGUCGAAGCUAGCUUUAGCCAUCUCAUUCUUUUCAGUUCUUAGAUGAAAGGUUCUUCUAACCUUCUACUUACACAUCACUUGCUCAAAAUGGUCGUUCAGCAGUCAGCACCCUGGACUGCCCUCACUCCAAAUGGGGUUUGAACUCGUGGCGGUCGAACGCACGGACUACUGAGCUAAUAGCCAAAGCUACCUUCAGCUGCCAUCUGACUCUUUUCAGUUUUUAGGAGUAAGGUUCUUCUAACCUUCUACUUACACAUCACUUGCUCCAAAUGGUUGUUCAGCAGCUCAGCAGUCAGCACCCACGAGUACCCCCACUCUAAAUGGGGUUUGAACUUGUGGCAGUCUAGCGCACUGGUUACUGAGCUAAUAGCUGAAGUUUUAGAAGUAAGGUCCUUCUAAUCUUUUACACACACAUCGCGUACCUCAGCAGUCAGCACCCUCGACUGCCCCACUAGAAGUAGGGUUUGAACUCAAUGCAGUCAAUCGCGCUGAUUACUAAGCUAAUAGCCUAAGCUAGCCUUAGCUGCCAUCUUGGUCUUCUCUGUUCCUGAGUAAGAUUCUUCUUCCAAAUGAUCUUUAGUAGCUCAAUAGUCAGCACCCUCGACAGCCCCCACUUCAAAUGGGGUUUGAACUCGUGGCAGUCGAGCGCACUGACUACUGAGCUAAUAGCCAAUGCUAACUUCCGCUCUCAACACAUUCUUUUAAGUUUUUAGGGGUAAGGUUCUUCUAACCUUUUACACAUCCAUCACUUGCUACAAAUGGUCUUCAGUACCUCAGCAGUCCAUACCUCGCCUGGCGCAGUGACGUCACCACCAUCAAGACUGGUACAUAUGGAUCGCAAUGUUAAAAAAAAUGACGAUGCUAAUUUUUUUUUUAAAUGAUUUCAUGUUUUAAAAAAAAUCAACAAAAACAUAACUUAAGCAUUAUGCACAUUUUAUGGAAUUUUUUUAACAGUAAAUUUUUGGCAAACCGUAAACCCACCGUAAAACACCGUAAAAACAACUUUAAAUUACAGUAAAAUACUGUCUGCUGUAUGGGAUAGAGUAUAAUACAUGUAAAAAACAGUAUAGUGCCUCACUUGUUUUUAAGCUAACACUCAUAGUAGAGAAAAAAAAUCAUAAAAUGAUAUAUAAUCUUAUUUAUAUAUAUUAGUCCAUAUAUCUCCAGUCUCAAUGAUGGGGAUAAAAACACACAUUGAGCGUCCUGACUGCUGAGCUACUGGUUGAAGGAAGUUCUGUGCAUGUAGGAAGUUUAGGAAAACUGUACUAGCAUACUUGAGAACUUAAAAGAACAUACUAGAAACUACUAGCAUACUAGAAUGGGAUGUUAGCUCAGUAGUCAGCACGUUCGACUGCCACGGCGACAAUACGGAUUCAAACCCAGGUUAUUUUUUUCCACAUUAUUUUUUUUGUUAAUUUGACGCUAACCCUGGAAGGGCGUGGCUAUUUUCUGUCUAUUGUACUGAAAAUUUUGACAUUUUUUGUUGUUUUUUUU